AAAUUUUAAUGCAAGUUGACAAGAGGACUAUCUUUUGCUGGAUUAUUAAGUUACAGCACUUCCUACAAAGCAUACACGACUAAAAGACAAAAAGGGUUGAAUUGAAAUGGCAGACAUCAAGAUUAGUGUGAGUGUAAGCGUGAUCGUCUGCAUCAUCGUGGGAGAGUUGGUCAGCAGUUUGUGGUACCAUUACCGUGCGCCGUGGUACGGGUCAAGAUACCUCCUCACAGCGGUGAUAGCAGAUGCAGGAUUGGUAGUGAUAUUGAAGUAUAUUACACAAAAAUACUACCGAGUCACUUAUCGUACAUACGAGGCAGCGGCAUGGCUAGCUGGCGGCAUUACUCUUCUGUUCGCGUGCCUCGAAGCUCCUCAUGUCGUACACAACACUCACUCACUGUGGGACUUCACCUUCCACGCACUUCACAAGUUCCUUCUUGUCUUCAUUGUGUCGCUGGUGAUGGACUACUGCGAUAAGCACUUCUAGACCACUGUUCUUCAUUUAGGCAUUGAUAUGUCAGAA
Lingula anatina is the source of this 520-nucleotide messenger RNA. RefSeq lists its product as uncharacterized. The record is from RefSeq and is a predicted model, not a curated record. NCBI's taxonomy places the organism in Eukaryota, Metazoa, Brachiopoda, Lingulata, Lingulida, Lingulidae.